CGCAGGGUGAAACGUCCAAGAUCCCCGUUGCCAGAUUCAUCACCUGCACCGCGGCCAACACCUACUCGACGCGAUUCAGAGUCUUCCUUACCCCCAUCUUCACCUCCUGCCCCUUUUUCCGAUACAGAAGAAAGUGUCGAUGACAGAGAUUUAGUAAGAGACAUAGACGAUGAAGACGAGGCAGAGGAAGGCGAAGAUCUGUUUAAUGAGGACUUGAUGGUUGACUACGCGCCGAAUGAGUUACUGGACCGGUACUCAGAUCGAGAUAUCAACGAUGAAGAUGACUUCGAAGACAUGUCGGCAGCGGCUCGUAGAGCGGCUGAAGCUAGGAUGGACAGACGAGAUCGACUUGAACGCGGGGGCAGGCGUGGAGGUCGUGCAGCUCGUAGGAGUCGCAUGCCUCAGUUUCUAGAAAGUGACGACAUGGAAGAUGAAGAUGCUCUCGAUGGUGGUUUAGGUGUUUCCAGGAUGAAAAUACGUACCCGUAGGCACUAUGAUGAAAGGCGAGACAUGGAUGAUAUGGAUGGUGUCGAAGAUGAAAUACCAUUGGAACAACUUAGUGACAUCAAAGCUAAAUCAAUAGUCGAAUGGAUUGCAAACGAUCGCGUUCGUCGGUCCAUUGUCAAGCAUUUCCGCCAAUUUUUAAUGACGUACGUGGACGAGAAUGGUGCCUCGGUCUAUGGCCAACGAAUUCGUAAUCUUGGAGAAACAAACUCGGAAUCAUUGGAGGUCUCAUAUCUUCAUCUUGCACUUUCAAAACCAAUUCUGGCUUACUUCCUUACUAACUCUCCAUCCGCAAUGCUUACCAUUUUUGACGAGGUGGCCCUCAAUGCCAUACUUGUGUACUACCCUUCAUACGAACGUAUUCAUUCGGAAGUUCACGUUCGCAUAUCUGACCUUCCUCUAAGCUCUUCCUUGCGAGAUUUGCGGCGCUCGAAUCUUAAUAAUCUGGUGCGAGUUUCAGGCGUCGUUACGAGGAGAAGUGGUGUUUUCCCUCAGUUGAAAUACGUCAAGUUUGAUUGUCGAAAAUGUGGUGCUGUCCUGGGACCAUUUUAUCAAGAUGCUACGAGGGAGGUUAGGAUAAACUACUGUGCAAAUUGCGAAAGCAAGGGACCUUUCCCUGUCAAUUCUGAGCAGACGGUAUAUCGCAACUAUCAGAAAAUGACUUUACAAGAGUCUCCAGGCUCAGUCCCUCCUGGUCGUUUGCCUAGGCACCGAGAAGUGAUCUUGCUAUGGGAUCUUAUCGACAAUGCGAAGCCUGGUGAAGAAAUUGAAGUGACAGGAAUAUACAGGAAUAACUUCGAUGCAUCACUUAAUUCGAAAAAUGGUUUCCCUGUCUUCUCCACUAUCAUUGAGGCCAACCACAUUAACAAGAAAGAAGAUCUCUUCGCUGCGUUCAGGCUAACAGAAGAGGACGAGAAAGAAAUGCGAACUUUAGCCCGGGACGAACGAGUCCGUAAACGGAUAAUUAAAUCCAUAGCACCUUCUAUCUACGGUCAUGAAGAUAUCAAAACCGCUAUCGCACUCUCUCUGUUCGGAGGAGUUCCCAAGGAUGUUAACAGGAAACACAGAAUUCGUGGCGACAUCAACGUCCUCUUACUCGGUGACCCUGGAACAGCGAAGUCUCAGUUCUUGAAAUAUGCAGAAAAAACGGCACAUCGCUCCGUUUUCGCCACAGGUCAGGGCGCAUCUGCUGUUGGUCUGACUGCCAGUGUACGAAAAGAUCCGAUAACAAGAGAAUGGACGCUCGAAGGCGGGGCAUUGGUUUUGGCUGACAAAGGGACAUGUCUAAUUGAUGAGUUCGACAAGAUGAAUGAUGCAGACCGGACCUCGAUCCACGAAGCUAUGGAACAGCAAUCGAUAUCUAUUUCCAAGGCCGGUAUUGUAACGACUCUUCAAGCACGCUGUGCCAUCAUCGCAGCAGCUAACCCGAUUCGCGGGAAGUACAACCCAACAAUUCCAUUCCAACAAAAUGUCGAGUUAACGGAGCCCAUCUUGUCCCGUUUCGAUGUUUUGUGUGUCGUCAAAGAUACAGUUGAUCCUGUACAAGAUGAACUGCUUGCACGGUUUGUUGUUGGUAGUCAUCUGAGGAGUCACCCGAAAUUCGAGGCAGACAAAGAGGAGAUGGAUGUGGGGACGUCUCUUGAUGCUGAUAUUAUCCCCCAAGACAUUCUCCGGAAAUAUAUUAUGUAUGCUCGCGAGAAAAUCCGACCAAAACUGUAUGAUAUGGAUGAAGAAAAACUUUCCCGAUUGUAUGCCGACUUGAGGCGGGAAUCAAUGGCUACUGGAUCAUACCCAAUAACGCUGCGUCAUCUUGAAAGCAUGAUUCGUAUGGCUGAAGCCAGUGCAAAGAUGUCACUGCGAGAAUUCGUUCGUGCUGAUGAUAUUGAUGUGGCUAUUUCUGUUGCUGUUGGUAGUUUCGUCAGUGCGCAGAAGAUGUCUAUCAAGAAAACUCUUGAAAGGGGUUUCCGAAAAUAUCUUACUCAAGCGCGAGACUACGAGGAAUUAUUGGCGUUCAUUCUCGGACAGCUUGUCAAAGAAAAGGCCCGCUUUUAUCAACUACAACGAUAUCAACAACCUGAGCUGGUUACCGUCAAAGUUUCUGAGCUCGAUGAGAGGGCUAAGGAGCACGAUAUUUUCGAUACAUCGACAUUCCUGCACUCAAAAUUGUUUGUGGCUAACGGAUAUAAACUGAACGAAGAUAUCAUUGAAAAAAGGUUCACGACGAAUGCUUGAAAUCUUGUAUUAUGUACAGUAUGUUGUGCAGUUAUGAUUGUGCUUGGUUCUUUCGUUUUUGUGUGCUUUGUACCAUUGAACAGAAUGUAUAUCCCAGGAAAUCUUGACGAGGACUGGAUCCAAAGCAAGAGAGCAAUAUAUCAGUGUAUUUUUGAGUGGUGAGUAGUGAAAUAUAAUUAAUGCGGUGGUAGGGGGAGGAGUAGUGGUGAUAUGGAUGUAAUAAAUCAGGAUGCUCCAGGAUGAGAUACUGUAUACGCCUGUCCCAAUUAUGUCGUCUAAUGCAAGAGGGACAGCAUUCUAUGAUGAAGACACUGGUUCCUCCCCUUGAAUUGAAGGAACACUCUCAGCAGUAAGGUUAUGUAUAUCGCUUUGGCUGGCUGGAAGCUCGCCAUCCAUAUCUUCCUCGUCAUCCAUGAUUUCUCCCGUAAACUUCUGGGUGCUCUCUGAAGCAAUUUUGCAUGGCUUUGAACUUCUCUACGCAAUUUAUGCCCUUGGGUUCAUCUUCCGAAUAAACAAAGCAUGCAAAAGCCUCUCGGAAUUGUGGACCACAAGGACCAUGGGCCAUACCACCAAGACACGGGCAAUCCCAGUUAAUUUCGCCGGUCUCGGGAUUGAAAGCACCCGCAGCGGACUCUUCGUCGUCGCUUUCAGGCUGAGCAGCAGAUGGUGGUGCAGUACCUUCAGAAUCACUGUCA
Molecule: messenger RNA, 3431 nt
Organism: Serpula lacrymans var. lacrymans S7.9
Lineage: Eukaryota; Fungi; Basidiomycota; Agaricomycetes; Boletales; Serpulaceae
Exons: 10
Coding region: 217-2736 (839 amino acids)
Biological process (GO): DNA replication; double-strand break repair via break-induced replication; mitotic DNA replication initiation
Cellular component (GO): MCM complex; nucleus
Molecular function (GO): single-stranded DNA binding; 3'-5' DNA helicase activity; ATP binding
Source: RefSeq, a predicted model, not a curated record